Microplitis mediator is the source of this 2463-nucleotide messenger RNA. RefSeq lists its product as uncharacterized. The transcript has 7 exons. Bases 1 to 2463 code for a protein of 820 amino acids. The record is from RefSeq and is a predicted model, not a curated record. Gene Ontology annotation, molecular function: nucleic acid binding; 3'-5'-DNA exonuclease activity. Gene Ontology annotation, biological process: DNA catabolic process. Gene Ontology annotation, cellular component: cytoplasm. NCBI's taxonomy places the organism in Eukaryota, Metazoa, Arthropoda, Insecta, Hymenoptera, Braconidae.
AUGACAGAGCUCUUGAAACGCUAUAAAAAUGGUCAGUUUCGUAAGAAACGACCCUUACAGCUAGAAAGUGAUCAAUCUUUCGCAAAUAAAAAGAAAAAAACUGAAAAAAUAUGUGUUUCCAACCCAGAACCAAUCAUAGAAGGCAGGAGAAUUGUUGACAUCAACAAAAUAGCUGUUGACAUGUGGUGUGAUGUCUGUGAUGAUGCCUUGUCAUUCCGAUUCAUUAAAAAUGAGGAUGUCGUUGGAUUAAGUAGUUUAUUUUCUAUUGAGUGUCACCGAUGUAAAAAAAUACACAUGAUCAAGACAUCGCCUCAAACUCCUACUGGUAAUUACGUGGUGAAUGGGAAAGCUGCCAUGGCAAUAUUAACAAGUGGAAUUGGCAUAACUCAUCUAAAUAGUAUUUUAGUAUACCUCAAUAUUCCAACAGUUUACCAUACUCUUCUGAAGAGAUAUGAAAGAGAGGUAGGUAUAAAUAUUGAAAAAGUUGCCAAAGAUAGUUGCAGGGAUAGUGUUGAGAUUGAAAGAAAUCUGACAAUAGCUCAUAACAGUUAUUCAAAGUCAUCUGAGCUUAUUUCUGAUGAUGAUAUUGUCGAAAUAACGGUGAGUGUAGAUGCUGGGUGGCAAAAGAAAGGAUCAGGCAGAACGUAUAAUAGUUUAACAGGUCAUUCAACAACUAUUGGUCACUUGUCAGGAUUGAUUCUAGGAUAUAGUACACGAAAUAAACGAUGUGCGAUGUGUCAAAGGGGUCAUGAGAAAGAUGACCAUGACUGUCGUGAAAAUUUCAGCGGAAGUUCGAAAGCAAUGGAGCCAGAUAUGGCUGUUGAAAUGCUUUUACAUAAUGAAGAUUUUGUAGCUCAACGAACUUUAACUACACCUGUUAUUCAAUAUCUAAAAUAUUGUUUUCGUUGUUCGUUAAAAAGUAAUCAGGGUAACGUUGAAACAAGUAGGCAAGCUUUACUCAAUAUCAUACCACAUGCAUUUGAUGAUCACACAAACUGUAAAGAAUGGUGUGGGUUUCAUAAAAAUCCUGAAAAGUAUGAGCACAAAUUACUUCCUGGUGGUAAAGGGUUAACUGGUGAUAAUUUAAAGUACUCUUUAGAAAAAAUUUUUAGAAAUUUUGCAAAUAAUGUAGAGCAGUUAGCACCUUGUGGUUCAAGUCAAGCAAACGAGUCUAUGAACAUGAAGAUUGCCAGCAAAGCUCCUAAGGCUCGUCACUAUGGUGGAUCAGAAUCUAAUGACUUUAGAGUUGCUACUGCUGUAUGCGAGAAAAAUGUAGGAUUUUGUUUUAUAAAAAAUUUUAACCAAGAAAUGGGUUACUCACCACCGACGAAACACUCCUUGAAAUUUUUAGAACAAAAAGAUAAUUUGAAAAGACUCCGGGCAGCAGAAACUAAUACUGUGGCAGCCAAAAAAAAACGUCGAGAACUUUUUACAUCUCGAACGAAAUCCAAUACUAAAGCACAAAACCGUGAAGGCAUUUGUUAUCAGUCGCAGAGUGGGUUAGAUAUUGGAACAGAAUUUGUUGAUCAGCCAGUUCCAAAAAGUUCUAUAACUAAAGAUGAAACUGUAGCAGCUGUCUUCUUCGAUCUCGAAACUACAGGUUUCGGGCAAUCCUGUGAAAUAAUUCAAAUUGCUGCCAUGUAUAACGAUACUGAGUAUAAUGUAUAUAUUCUACCAACAAGAGGAAUCCCUCCCAGUGCAUCGGCUGUUACUGGUCUUACUACAAACGGUGGCAAAUUAUUCUUAUUAGGAAUUGAAGUUGAGACUGUAUCUGCUAAGUUGGCUACAGAAGGACUUUUAUCUUUUUUAAAGUCAACAAAACAAAAAAAUAUUUUGAUUGCACACAACUGUAUAAGAUUUGAUGCUCCAUUAAUUAUUAGGCUCAUGAAACAGGUGGAUUUAUUAACAGAGUUUAGAGGUAUCGUCAGUGGAUUUUGUGAUACCUUGCCAUUGUUUAAAUCUAAAUUACCUGAACGAAAAUCCAAAAAAUUAAGUUUUAAACAAUCUGCAUUAGCAGAAGAAUUUUUAGAAGCAGAUGAUUUAAAAAAUGCUCAUAAUGCAAUCAAUGAUGUAUCAGUUCUUCAGAAAUUAGUUUAUCACGCUAAAAUUAAGAUCACUCACGAUGAGUUGAAAUUAAAUACAGUGACAAUUAAUUAUAUUGCAUAUUUACAAAGUAAAUCAAAUAUAACUAAUAAAUUGUUAUCUGAACUACGUGUACUAGUGAAAUCCGUCACUAAAAACAACUCUCACGAUAAUAAAAAUAGUAAGAAAAAUAGUAGUGGUUUAUCUGCCAAUAUGGCAUGCAUUGCAUGUGGGUGUCUCACCAACAGCCACCACGAGUCCUACCUCACUCGGCCCCCCAUUCCUGCCAUCCCAGGAAAUAAAGAGACUCUGACCGAAAUGGGGCUUGGAAAUGGGGCCCCCAUGGUACCAGACUUCAGCUCUGGUGAACUGCUUGCUUAG